CCAUCUCAAGACCCCAAUGUAUUUCUUCCUUCGUAAUUUCUCUUUCCUGGAAAUAUCAUUCACAACUGCUUGCAUCCCCAGAUUUCUAAUCACCAUUCUAAGCAAGGAAAAGACCAUUUCCUAUAACGGUUGUGCAUUUCAGAUGUUUUUUUAUAUCUUUUCUGGGGUUACAGAGUUUUUCCUUCUGGCUGCUGUGUCCUAUGACCGCUACGUUGCCAUCUGCAAACCCUUGCAUUAUACAUCCAUCGUGAGCAGCAGACUUUGUCACCAGCUUGUACUCAGCUCUUGGGUAACUGCCUUCUUGGUCAUUUUCCCUCCACUCACUUUGGGUCUUAAUCUGGAUUUCUGUGCUUCCAAUAUCAUUGACCAUUUCAUUUGUGACAUUUCUCCUGUCCUGCAACUUUCUUGCUUAGACACACAUUUACUAGAAUUGAUUGGUCUUUUAACAGCUCUGAUGUCACUCAUUGUCACCUUGUUAUUAGUAAUCAUUUCUUACUCUUACAUUAUCAAGACAAUUCUAAAAUUCCCUUCAGCUCAGCAAAAGAAAAAAGCCUUUUCCACUUGCUCUUCACACAUGAUUGUUGUCUCCAUCACUUAUGGCUGUUGUACAUUCAUCUACAUAAAACCAUCAGCAAAUGAGUUACUUUAA
Molecule: messenger RNA, 649 nt
Organism: Loxodonta africana (African savanna elephant)
Lineage: Eukaryota; Metazoa; Chordata; Mammalia; Proboscidea; Elephantidae
Product: olfactory receptor 6C70-like
Exons: 1
Coding region: 17-649 (210 amino acids)
Biological process (GO): G protein-coupled receptor signaling pathway
Cellular component (GO): membrane
Molecular function (GO): olfactory receptor activity; G protein-coupled receptor activity
Source: RefSeq, a predicted model, not a curated record